UUCUCAUCCCUAACCUGAGAAAAACAGACAAGUGAAAAGCAGUAUCGCUCAUUAGUGUUCGUUGAAUCCCUACCAACUCUCAACCUCGCUCGCUCGUAUCUCUCCGAUCGCCACCGUCGCCGCCGUGCUUCACUCUCUUAUUUCAUCUUAGCUGCGACAUUUCGUAACAGGUUCAAAUAAGAAACAAGUAUGCCACAUAAAACCCGACCCAUGACUGCAAUCUUGCUGUUUACAACAUUAAAUGCAGUUUUGUGUGCAACCAUCACUCCAGUCUACGAUUUUGUUUGCUUUCUUCCUUACUGGGAAAGAAGGAGGGAGAGGCGUCGUCAGGAACGUGAAGCUUCUAACCAUGGAAGGAUCUAGCCUUUUAAAUUUUAUUUUUUUCUUUCUUCCUCCCUCUCAUAGUGUAAAAAUAAUCUCAUAAUUGUCUGAUAUUUGUGAUUGGAUUUGAAGAUAAGCAGCCAGCAGUGGGAAAACGAAGGAGGGGAUAAACCUGAACUUUUUCCACAAAAUUGAGUUUAGCUAGAAUCAAUUUUGAAAGGAAAGGAAGACUCACGUCAUAAUUGGAUACCAAACAUCCUCUUGGAACCAUAAAAUCACGUUUGUUUGAUGCUGGUAGACAGUCCCACAUUCGUUCGCAGCAAGUAGCAAAACCAUAAAUUGAACGCAACUCUUGGAUUGAUCGUUUCUUAUGUUCCUACUUGUGGAAUCCAUGUUCAAUCUAUCAAUAUAUAUGUAUGUAAAGAUUAAACGUAACUUGUGGAUCAAUUGACUCCUUGCCGUUAAUUUAUGUUCGCUGUGGUUUUUUUUUCCUCGUUUACAUUUUUUAUUUUCUUGACUAUAUUCAA
This is a messenger RNA of Medicago truncatula (barrel medic), 848 nucleotides long. RefSeq lists its product as uncharacterized. The record is from RefSeq and is a predicted model, not a curated record. Bases 190 to 363 code for a protein of 57 amino acids. Lineage: Eukaryota; Viridiplantae; Streptophyta; Magnoliopsida; Fabales; Fabaceae. The transcript is spliced from 3 exons.